Bicyclus anynana (squinting bush brown) is the source of this 6808-nucleotide messenger RNA. RefSeq lists its product as uncharacterized. Lineage: Eukaryota; Metazoa; Arthropoda; Insecta; Lepidoptera; Nymphalidae. The record is from RefSeq and is a predicted model, not a curated record. The coding region runs from base 326 to 1867 and encodes 513 amino acids. The transcript has 3 exons.
AAUGCAGGCUAGUUGAUAACUAACCACAGAGCGAGUAUGUUGUGCCGUUGAGCUAAAACCGCACUCCAUUGAAGCCGCGCUCGAUUCGGAGAUUCCAAUUUCAUUUAAAAAAGUAUACCAUCGAUUCUGUUUCGAUAUAAUAACUUUUUGAAUAGUGGACAGUGUUCGUAAAUUGUGUAUUUGUGUUUUCGGACGAUUUAUUUGACGAGUAUAUAGAUACUUAUGUGUGAUUUUCUCGAUUGAAGCUGAGAAGUGAAUGUGAAAAGUUGAAAUCGCCCGGAAGGACGGGUCGGCUCUCCCUUCAUAUUUCCGCAACAGAUCUAUCAUGACUGUGAAGAAAGGAAGUCGAAGUGGAGGCUUAGCAUCUAUAAUUGCAAGACAGAAGCUUCAUAGUUCUAACCAGUUAGAUGCAGGAAGCUUUAGCAAAUCUAUGGUAUACAACUACAACAUCAUCGUUGGAUUCAAUGAGAAAGACCAACUACAAUUAAUAACAAAAGACGACAACAGUGACGACGAUACACAAAAGCAUAUCAAAGAUACAAAGACUGGAAAGCACGAAAAUAUUUCAAUAGACGAUAUAGUCGACUGUACUAAUAUUGAUAACUAUCCAAAUUGUGACAACACUUUAGUCUUCUAUAUAAACAAAGGGCCUAACAAAGAAGCGAUCGCGCUCAGGUUUAAAAACGAACAGGAUUUCAAGAGAAUAUAUUUCACUUAUAAAUAUUUCAAAAUGCGAAAUAGACUUACAAGAAAUACGACUAAUUAUCCCCACAACGAUACAUUAUUUUCGAAAAAGAAAAUCACUGACUCGUACAGAAUAAAUAGUGUGGAUGACUACAACCAAUUCGAUAAAACGCGGUCAGAUUUUGAUUUAAUGCAAACUACUGAUAACGAUGGUAUGACCCACAUAUCUGUACAUCAAAAAGGAUCACGUUUUGAUCAACCAUUGAGUCUAAUAGGGUUUAGAAAUGAAAGGGAGUCUGGUGAAAUUGAUAGUGUGAUUUACACGGAUAUAGAAAUACCGAAUAAACCAGAAAAACGGCGUUUAUUUCAUAAAAAGACCAAAGCUCCACCACCACCCCUGUUGCCAAUAAAUAAAGAAACUCCCAAAGUUCUUAAAGGAGAGUUUGUGAGGGUGAACGUUGAAAGAUCGCCAGAUGUAGUACCGAAGGAGAAUAAACAAAAUAAAAUACCCGAUAUCCUCAUGCUUAAAGACAGCAAAUCUAAAAAACCAAGCCCAAACAGCAACUUAUGGACUGUGAGCAAUAAAGUUAACAGCGGCUACGAAUCGGACAGAGAAGAAUGGGGUAGCAGUCGAUCGCAAUUCUCCACAAGAGCAUUUGAGAGUCUCGCGCGCCCUACGAAAAUAGCGAUGGCCCUCACCCUCAAAAAGCCUCAAAGGCUUGAACCAGCGCCUCAGUACUUCCGUCUGCCAAACGAAACGAAGCCUAAACUAACGCCGCUGCCCUUCAGACCCAACAACUUCCUCCAAAGACCACCAAGAUUACCUCGUCCCAACACAGACGUCAAAAGAAAUCUCAGCACAGACCACAGAAAGUAUGCAUCGCUACAAAAUCUAGAAAUUCCGAUGAAACUUAGCGAACCGAAGAAACAGAGCGACAAGAAAGCAAAUUAUACAAAUAUCUCCAAUAGAAUAACGGGUUUGACGAAUAAAUUAAGAGAUCUAAGUAAUGGCAACACUAUUGGUAGGUUCAAAGCACAAUCACACGGAGACGUAGCGAAUUUAAAACCAGUAUUGAAGGUGAACGUUCACGACGGGUCGAAGAGGUCCGUUGUGAGGACGUGCAGUGCCGAACCACCAAAGAAAGUUACGUUUAGUGCAUUCGCCACUGUACAAGUGGUUUAGAUUAACAUUCAUCUUGCACCUUCACUUCUUACUACUACAAGUAGUAAGGAGUAGACGGCGCAAGUGUAGUCAACCCAGAAUUAUUUAUAUAUUUACCUUAAUAUUUUUAAAACAUUAACGUACUAUAAAUAGUAUUAGCUACAUAAUUUUUUUUUGCAAAAUGUAUUGUAACCGCAGUUUUGUUAAUAGAUAUAUUUUUUUUUUUUUGUGUUUGUUAUGUCUUCUAUAUAUUUAUGGGUAUGUAUUUAGAUGGAAGGAAUGUUAUUGUUUAUGUGGCUAGUAGGUCGUUACCUAAGGCUUAGACUGUGUUUAUCGCUCCUCUCAUCCCUCAAGGAAGGAAGAAUAGCGGACUGUAUAAGGCCGAGAGUUAUAAAAUAUACAUUUAUACAGUUAUUAUCAAAUAAGAAGAAGAGAGUUGCCUCACUGAACUAUUUUACAAUGACCAGUAAUAAUUAUGCUCAAUCGAAUGUAUUUUAUAAAGGCACACACAACAUAAUAUGGCCGAUAAAGUUGCAUUAUUUAUUGUCAAUAAAAGAGAGUAAGGUUGCCUAAAGUCAUACCUACUUCCAAAGGAAAUAAUGUCUACUGUCAUAUUGCCGGUAUACGACAUAAGCAGUAAUACGACUUAUGACAACUUUACCCUAUAUUAAGCCAAUAAUAUUUUCAAUAUUAUUGUUCAAUACGUAUUAUAUUAUUAUGUAUAGGGCGGUCGGUGCACGAAUGACUUUAGGCUACCAUAUUACCGGAGUACGACUUGAGCUGUGGUACAACUUUAGGCAACCUUAUCCUAAUAAUCUCAAUAUUACAAUGUUCCCUAAACGUAAUAAUACUGUCAUAUUGUCAGGAUAAGACAACCCUUUUACAGGGUUCGACUUUGGGCACAGAAAAUAUAAAUGUACUGUGUGCGUACAACCUUAUUUCAGGCACUGACUAUCCAAUAUUCAAUUCAUGAGUUUGCAGCGCUAACGACAGGGCAUCCGAUAAAACUGAUCGUGUGUUGGUCGCAUCGCAAGAAUGGCAAACUAUUUUGACGUUAAAUAAAUAUUUAUGGAGUUUACUCCUUAAGAAUCGAUUUUCAUAUAUAGCCCCGGUAUGAUAAAAAUAUGGGCAGUACAAUUCGAUGAACGAAUGACAGCGUUACGUUUUUUGUGCGCAACCUAUUCUGCGCACCUUUCACCGUGCGCUGCCGCCAACAGCGUGCACAUGCGUGAGGGCGCGCACGCCGUGGCCUGCUGCCCCGCGGUUGCGCACCUUUCACUUUUUAGGCGUUUGUAUUGAGACGUACAUAGUGUAUGCUGCGGGGCAACAUACACCUAUUACGACAGUCGAUCUGAAAGAGUAAACUCCAUAUGCGUCGGGGCUGACACACACUUUUUUACCUAACAUUACCUAUUUAAUAACAGGUAAUAUUUGGUAAACCCUGCAAAGUAUCAUUAUUAUUUUUACAAGAAAAAUAGUAGGAAAAUGGGCCGGGAUUGUGUUAUAAUAAUGUAGCAUUUUAAGUAUUUUAAAGAAAAUUCUAUAUAAUUGUAUUAGAAAAGUGUGAUUAAAUAUAUGUAUAUCUACAUUGGUAUCUGGUAUCUUCUUUGUAUAUACGAGUCUAGUAAUAAGCAGAUUAAAUUAUUGCAAUUCAUUAUUCUUCUUCGGAAAAUAUAUGCACCAUAUUUUGUAACAAAUAGUGUAGAAUUAGAAAUGACGGUCACCUAUCUGUUGUGUGAUAAGUGGAUGAAAAAUGUUUUAAAUAGAACACUUGAAAAAUAUAUUGUAAAAAGGUUGCUUAAAAUUAAGGGCCACACUAUUAUUUACUUACUAUUAUGGUUUGGCCAAGAGUUUUUGUGCAACCAAGUCGCAAUAUCUUAUAUUUAUGCGAGUAUAAACUUUAUUUGUCGCCGAUAGCUUUCUUACGAUUGGAUGGUUGCGUAACUGUCAAAGUGAACUUGCUGUUUGAAGCUUGUCUAUUUAUAUGCGGUUAAAGUUUCUGUUUGACGCAGAUAGUUUAUUGGUUGCUUGCAUAACUGUCAAAGUUCGCUAGUGUAUUAUAACAUAUGUUUAAAUUUGCUGGUCAUCCAACAAAAAGAUGGGUGAAGUUCGUUUCUAAUUCGGAUCUUAGACAUAACUAACUAUUUCAGUGUGCCUCUUAAAUCUUAAUUAUCCUAUUAGAAUAGGGUAGUUGACUGAUAUCAAAUUGAAUAUAAAUAAUAUUAAAUUCGCAUAGUACAUGGAAUAAGGGUCUGAAUCUAUAUUAAUUCAUAAAAGUUUCUUAAUUCUUAAAACUUAAUCUAAUAAUCAUGUAUUUUUCAAAUUUUCUAAACGUCACGUUACUUUAUUUACUAAACGUCAAACUAAUAAUUGGUAAUAUUUUUGUCAAACGCUCCGUUUUAAGGGUUUUGUCAUAGUGACGUCAUGAAAUAGUUGAAAUAUAGACCGUCAUGGCCGAUAGGCGUUUUGGCUUGUAUUGUCAAAAACAUAAAUUAAAAACUAAAAUUUUCAAGUAAUCACGUUUCAAAAAUAUUUUCUAUUUAAGACCAUUUAAAAUAAGUGUCAACUAGACUAUUAAUAAAAUUGUCAUUAAAAUUUUACAUAUUUGAUAACCAUAAUAAGUUAAAAUUAGCUAAUGGAAAAUUUGUUUAAAAAUAUUUCGUAAUAGAUAAUAGCUACCUACGAGUACAUAUUUUAGAUUGCUAUUAUUUUAGAUUGUAUAUCUACAGAUAAGAUUUGAAGGCAUUUCUUUCAGGUAUUAGUAGAUAAUAAAUUUGUAAUUAAUUAAUAAUUGAUGUGAGAUUGGAAAUUACCGUCGGCGUCAGAAACACCUGGUCCUCAUUCGCGCGAGAGUUUUUUAACGGACGGUAAAAAAGCGUCCAUAUACAACAAAUGCAUUCCCAAGCAGUGGCGUAGCGUGCCUUGGAAGGGGCCUGCAUCAAAAUUGAUUAUGGGGCCCAAUUGAAGGGUAAAUAUUUCUGACAAAAUAAAGAAAAAUUCUCACAUGAAAUAAAUAUUACAGUGAUUUAAGCUAUUUAGUAUUGUAUAUCCAACACUUGGGCGCACGCUUAGCAAGGGAAAAAAAGAGAUUGUGAUUACCUACAUUUUACUAAUAUUUGCUUUCACUUGUAAGGGGCCUUGUAGUCCGGGGGCCCUGUAUCAUUACGAUACGGCUGAUACGGCGGUAGCUAAGCCCCUGUUCCUAAGUAUAUGUUCACACGACAGCGUUUUUAAAACACACCGCGUUUUUUUCGAGCAGUGUUGCAUUUUAAAUUUUGGGCGUUGGAAGUAGACCUUAAUUUAACUUCAUAAUAUAUUUGAACGCUUUUUUAACGUCCAUCAAAAAAAACUCUUGUGCGAAUGACGGUUACGCUUUAUCGUACACAUAUAUUAUCACAUAAUAGUUUUACAGAUAGCAAAAUCCCGCGAUUAAGUCUGCGUGGAAAUACCUAACCUGACGUUCCGACUGGUAAGGUAUUUGUUUUCUCAAACAAUAAGCCUGCAAUGACCAGACCUGCGAGUGUGUCAGUAUUUGCUCCUACUAAAGAUAAGAAAGGCUAUAUAGGCUCCAUAGUUGCCUUACCUUUUUGACUGCAAGACAAGAUUUUAUUUUGGAGUUUACUCCUUAAGAAUUGAUUUUCCAUAGAUAUAUAGCCCUCGGUAUGAAAAAAUAUGGGCAGUAAAAUUCGAUGAACGAAUAACGUUACGUUUUUGUGCGCAACCUAUUCUGCGCACCUUUCACCGUGCGCAUCAUACAAAAUAGAAAAGUUAUUAUGCUUUGUUGUAUUAGAAAAACAAAAUAAAAUAAACGGCGUCGUAUUAUGGUUUACCAAGUACAUAUAAAGCGCACACUUCUUCAGUGUUUAUGAAUGCCCCAAUUGCUGUAAUUUGAACUGCCACCGAUCUUUUACAGAUUGCUGUCGGUCAGUUUCAGGUGAAUUUAAAUAGAACAAUAAAUAUUUAUUUUAUUAUACAGAAAAUAAAAAAUAUAUUUAAUAUCACACUAGGUAUGCCUACCAUAUACAAAAGGAAAUUAAAAAUUAAGAAUUAUUCAAAGGAAGUAACCGCAAAUUAAUUCUUUGCUCAUCCAAAACACGGAGCAAUUAUUAUUGCUUGACAAUGCAGCAAUUGUUGCAGGAAAUAUUGUUUCAUAUGACUCCGUAAAUCUAUUCCGAACGUCGUCGGCACUUAUUUUCAAUUUUCUCUCAAUCUCUUUCAUGGCGACGUUCUCGUAUUGCUAGCAACAACUAAGUUGCUACCACAGAUAUAAGAAGUAACUAGAUUUAUAAAGUGUCAAUUCGUUGUAUUGAAACCAGCGUACCCAAGGGCGUGGCCUAAAUGGCUGUUUAAUAUUUAGUGAAAAAUGAAAUAUGUCACCCUUACUUUAGAGUUGAAUAUUAUUUAGUCCUUCUGUCACAGAACAAAACAAGACUGCUAGUACAUGUGUGGAAACGCUUGCGUUGUUCCGCACACCCGGGUGUACGCGGGCCACGCCCCCUUGCUACUUCUAUUGCUAAAAGCGUUAGCUUUUAGCGUUGUCUGUUCUGUGGUUGCUACUAUGGAGUAUUGCUCUAUGGCGCUACAUGAAUGAACUUUGGUAUUUCUGAAUAUUGCAGUAACUUUUUCAUGUAUUUUGGAGCAAUUUUAAUAAGUGCACCUUAACAAAAACAUAACUGUUACCGUCAGAGGUGCUUGAUGAAUGCAUAAGUCUUAAAACUUUUAAAGUUUCAGCUUGCUUAGGCAUUCAAAAAAUUAUUAAUCGAUUGAUGUACGUUUUAUAUUUUAAUUACUUAUAAGCUUAUCCCUGAGACUUGUUAUUUUGUAAAAAUAAAUUCAUACAAAUCUACUUACUUAAAUUAGAUCCUGUAGUAUUAAGUGUACCUGUAAUACGUAAUUAUAAUUUUGUUGAUGUUUUCAAAAUGCUUGUUUUUAAAAUAAAUAAAAUUGUUUGACUUGAUAUAA